AUGCUUAAAAACGAAUCCCACCUGGAUGAUGAAACUCUGGCAAUGCUCCAGAAUAAAGCUAUCUCCAUCACCCUCCCAGUUGUGUAUACACUGGUGGCUAUGAUCAGUAUCCCUGGCAACUUGUUCUCCCUUUGGGUGCUGUGCUGGCACAUCAAACCCAAAACACCUUCUGUUAUCUUCAUGAUCAACCUAAGCAUCACAGAUCUCAUGCUGGCCAGCUGCUUUCCCUUCCAGAUUUCUUAUCACAUCCAAAGCAAUCACUGGAGCUUUGGCAAGACUCUUUGCAGCCUUGUGACCGUGAUGUUCUACUCCAACAUGUAUUCUUCCAUACUGACCAUGACCUGUAUCAGCAUCGAGCGGUACAUGGGUGUGGUAUAUCCCAUGAAGUUGAUCAAGUGGCGAAGAAAAAGAUACGCCCUGGCUGCCUGCCUAGGUAUGUGGAUUUUCUUGCUGCUGGCCUUCUACCCACUAGAAAGCACAGAUCUGACCUACGAAGUGAAAGAAUUGGGGAUUAUAACCUGUUUUGACGUCCUCAAAUGGGAUAUGCUGCCCAACUUCACGGCCUGGGUAGCCUUUCUCCUCACGCUAUUUGUCGUGCUCUUCCUCAUUCCUUUUGUUGUAACAGUUGGAUGCUAUAUUGGCAUCAUUCGGAAGCUUAUUCAGACAUCAAACAGAUACGGUAACAGGCAGAAGACUAGAUCCAUAUACCUGGCGAUGAUAGUCCUUCUGGUUUUCAUCACUUGCUUCGCCCCCAAUAACUUUAUCCUACUUGCGCAUAUGAUCAUCCGCCUAUUUUACGGCAGGAGUUUGUACCCUGCCUACAAGCUCACCUUGUGCCUCAGUUGCCUCAACAACUGCAUAGAUCCCUUCAUUUAUUAUUUUGCAUCCAAAGAAUUUUACCAGAAAUUCAUGCAAGUGUUUCGCCCUAAGGUACUGCUCAGUGACAGUUUGGAAACCAGAAGAGAAAGCUUAUUCUCUGGCAGGACCAUGUCAGCCAGGUCGAUGUCAAGUGGACCUAUGGAUGGGUUAGAGGGAGUAAAGGUCUAUUUGCAAAGGCAGGAAAGUGUUUUUUAGCCUUCGACAUCCCCAGA
Molecule: messenger RNA, 1091 nt
Organism: Gymnogyps californianus (California condor)
Lineage: Eukaryota; Metazoa; Chordata; Aves; Accipitriformes; Cathartidae
Gene: P2RY8
Product: P2Y receptor family member 8
Exons: 1
Coding region: 1-1074 (357 amino acids)
Biological process (GO): thrombin-activated receptor signaling pathway; phospholipase C-activating G protein-coupled receptor signaling pathway; blood coagulation
Cellular component (GO): membrane
Molecular function (GO): G protein-coupled purinergic nucleotide receptor activity; thrombin-activated receptor activity
Source: RefSeq, a predicted model, not a curated record